Molecule: messenger RNA, 1340 nt
Organism: Zeugodacus cucurbitae (melon fly)
Lineage: Eukaryota; Metazoa; Arthropoda; Insecta; Diptera; Tephritidae
Product: fructose-bisphosphate aldolase
Exons: 4
Coding region: 158-1249 (363 amino acids)
Biological process (GO): fructose 1,6-bisphosphate metabolic process; glycolytic process
Cellular component (GO): cytosol
Molecular function (GO): fructose-bisphosphate aldolase activity
Source: RefSeq, a predicted model, not a curated record
AUUUUUUUUUAAUUUGGCUACCUUCUGAUUGAUCACUCAAAUAUAUAACAAAAAUUUAAAAGAAUAGAAUUUUUAGUGACAACAAUAUUUUGAAUGCAAUAAACAAAAAACAUCAAUAAAAUUCGGCAAAUUAACAAAAUUCCUAGUUAUCUACUAAAUGGGCACCAACUACCAAAAUGUACCGUGCGCUCUACAAGACGAGCUCCGACGCAUAGCCAAUGCGAUAGUCGCACCAGGCAAAGGUAUACUGGCGGCCGAUGAAUCUCCCAAUUCCCUGGACAAAAAGUUUUCACCCUACAAUUUACCAAAUAACGAAGAAAAUCGACGUCAAUAUCGUCAACUCUUGUUUACGACCGAAAACCUACAAGACUACAUAUCGGGUGUUAUAUUACAUAACGAAACGCUAUACCAAAAAGCGGAUAAUGGCAAGACAUUCGGUGAUUUGCUGCGACAUCGUGGCAUAAUUGUGGGUAUAAAAGUGGAUAACGGCAUUGUACCCUUACCUGGUACUUUGGAUGAGGGCACCACAGAGGGUCUUGAUAAUCUCUACUGUCGUUGCGGAAAAUACAAACGCGAUGGUUGUGAUUUUGCGAAAUGGCGUUGUGUUUUGAAGAUCAAUAAGCAUACGCCCUCCUAUCAAGCCAUCGUGGAAAAUACGAAUAUACUUGCACGUUACGCUGCCAUAUGUCAGUCGCAGGGCAUGGUGCCGAUCGUGGAACCUGAAGUGCUGGUCGACGGCGAUCAUGAUAUCAUUAGAGCACAAAAGGUGACGGAAACUGUUUUGGCUGCUCAAUACAAGGCAUUGCAUGAUCAUCACGUAUUCUUGGAGGGCACAUUGCUGAAACCGAAUAUGAUAUUGCCUGGUCAAAAUAGUUGCCGAAAGAAUUCUCCAGAAGAAGUAGCUUAUUUAACAGUGCAAAGUUUUCUUAGAACAGUACCAGCUGCUGUGCCAGGUGUCCUUUUUCUUUCCGGCGGUCAAACGGAGGAAGAUGCUACGGUGCAUUUAAAUGCUUUGAAUGCCAUAAACUUGAAGCGUCCAUGGGAGCUCUCCUUCUCUUACGGACGUGCCUUACAAGCUUCGGCCAUGGCAGCUUGGGCUGGCAAAAGAGAAAAUAUUCCACUGGGUCAGGCCGAGCUUAGAAAGAGAGCUAAAGCGAAUUCGCUUGCCAGAAGUGGUAAAUAUGUUGCGGGUUCCAUACCACCCUUUAAGACGGAACAAUGUUUAUAUGUAGCCGAUCAUAAAUAUUAAAAAAAUCAAAAAACAUCAAGCAACAAUAACAUAAAUUAAUUAUACAAGUAUACAAAUUCUCCUGUAAAAACAAUCUUAACUCAUAAAAAUU